Eurytemora carolleeae is the source of this 2374-nucleotide messenger RNA. RefSeq names its product neural cell adhesion molecule L1. The record is from RefSeq and is a predicted model, not a curated record. Bases 161 to 2374 code for a protein of 737 amino acids. The transcript is spliced from 23 exons. Gene Ontology annotation, molecular function: protein binding. Lineage: Eukaryota; Metazoa; Arthropoda; Copepoda; Calanoida; Temoridae.
CUGGAGAACAUAUACGCGGCAACCUCGAGAUAAAAAUCCGCGAACACAUUCUGUUUCGUAGAUUUCAUGCCCAGUGAUAGCUCCUCGGACCGGCACAUUCCGUUGGAAAAUGUUGAGUGAAAUAAAAUAAAAGCAAACUUGUGAAACAAAGGAUAAAGUGAUGAAUAAAUGGAUAAAUGGAAUAGUUCUGGUUCAAGGCCUGCUGUAUAUUAGCAUCCAGGGUCUAACUAUCGACCUUGAGGGCGUAUUAGUCGAGGACCGUCUGGUGGUUGGGGGCGGGCAUGUUGUCCUUCCCUGUCCAGGAGGCGUGUCUACAAGGGUGGAGUGGAGAUGCAGAGGAUGCUUUUCUAUUUCGGAAACCAAGGAAACUAUUGUUGCUGAGCUGGUCAAAUCCAGACCUGAGAACCUAGUGUAUCCGGACCGUAUUCAUCUGGUACCUGGAGAUUCAGGAUACAACCUUGAGAUCAAUCCUAGUUUUACACAGGAUUCUGGGAAAUAUUUCUGUUUACUGAACAAGGAAGCCAAACCAACAGUAGUGUAUAAUCUUGCUGUACAGGAUGUUGCCUCUACCCCAGGGAAACCAUUGAUAAUGUCCUUUAACUCUACAGCAGUUAAUUUAUCCUGGGCUCCUCCUCUUCAGCAGCAUCAUGCUCCGGUCAGCACAUACCUUAUACAAAUCCUAGAGGGAGAAAACACUAACUGGGCCAGUUAUACUACAAUUAGUACAGAUUCUCCUGAGACGACCUACACUGUUCCAAAUCUAAAACCCUUCACGGUCUACUCUUUCAGAGUGAUCGGGAAGAACAAGAUUGGACCCUCUCCAGCUAGUCUUCCUUCCUAUCAUAUGAUGACUCUACGAGAAGCUCCCAGAGGAAAACCAACUAUACUCAACACAAGAAACCUUAGUUCAAGUUCUAUACAGCUAGAGUGGAGGGCCCCAGAUCUGGAUUCUAUAAAUGGAGAAUUCAUUGGAUACAGGAUAUCCUGGAAGCCUCGAACAAGUUCAAUCCGACCACAAUUCCUAGAUCUCAAGGAUCCUGGUCUUCUGGAGUACAGGUUGACAGGACUAAAGGCCUUCACGUUCUAUCUUAUAUCUCUACAGGUUAUGAAUCCUGAAGGGCUUGGUCCCCCUGCCAGUGUAACAGUAACUACUGAUGAAGGAGUUCCUUCAAGCCCUGUCAACUUAACAAUCAUCACGAUCACCAACAGCGGGCUGAUUAUGCAAUGGAAUAAACCGGAAGCACCAAACGGAAAUAUAUCCGGUUACAGACUGUUCUAUGCCGCAGAACAAUUUACAAAUGUGAAGACGAUCAACUCGAGUGCUGAUAUUGUGACUGGGGAGAUAGAAGGACUAGAUGCGUACAGGAAAUACCAUGUGUUCGUGAAAGCUUUCAAUUCAAGAAAUGAGGGAAAUUCGUCAGAAACCAUUCAGGUAGGACAUAAAAUAGGACAAUAUAAUAGGUACCGUGUUUACUACCGGAGAAAGGACGAAGAGUCCUGGAGAAAAAGAGAGAUAAUCGUCCCACCUGUACCUUCAGGAUCCCCCCCAGAGAGAAUUCUUCUCGUGAACCUAACAGGGCAAGAGUACUCUGUUUAUGUACAAGGGUACACGCAAUCCUUGUACCGUGAAAAUCUACAGUAUCCUGGAGAUACAAGUGAAAUCCUUCAUGUUAUUCCAGGCAGGGACUGUAACAGGGUUCAGGUUUCCCCAAUGCGUGAAGGUGGACCUGGAAGAUUGGGAGCAUCUCAUGGUAUUAUCUUGGGUUGUCUUGCUGUUAUCCUGGUUCUUUUAAUAGCUGUAGUAUCUUUAGCAUACUGGAGAAGAAGUGUAAUGAAGAAAAGAUUUUAUAUUCCUGCCUAUGGAGGAUGUUCCCAUCAAGACGACAUUAUGUGGGAUAUACAGGUGGGCGGUGAUGAGAGUGGGCGUACCUGUGUCCAAGCUGGUGGAUUUCUACAGCACGUUCAACUUCUUCAUGCAGAGGGAGAUUCUGGUUUUCAUGAAGAAUAUCAAAAUAUCAAACAAGGAAUAACAGGAAACCCUGUGUUGAGAGUACAGUCCCCAGGGAAACCGGUUUCUAUGAAAAUCUACAAUUUAGACAGUUUCCAGUCUAGGAGUUCCUACCUGUACCUACCUGAGCCCUGGAGUAUAGAUCCAAUAGAGUUCUGGAUGUUCAUUAAUAAAUCAGGAAUCAACACAAUCGUGUCAGUUGAUACGGAGCUGGACAACCUCUUCCCAAGAGAGCCCCGAACCUACGGAUCUCUAGACAUUCUACCUGGAGCUGAGAGAUCGCACCCUUCAUUUAGAAUCCGACGAUUCAAUAUUGAUCAGAGGAGAGGAAAGAAGAGCGGAUCCAGGUAUAUAUGUACAAGGUGA